AUGUCGUUUGAUGUAGGUACGAGGUGUUGGUACCCAAGUAAAGAUCAUGGUUGGGUAGCUGCCCAAGUGACAAAUGUGUCACAAAACGAUGGAGUAUACCAUCUAAAAUUAAAACUGGAAGGAACAGAGCAGUUGAUAGAAAUAGAAACCCAACAAUCACCAUCUGAUCUGGAAAGAUUAUCUAGUAUAGAUACUAUAUCGACUAUAAAGAAUGGAUCACUACCACCACAACAAGAAGAAUUACCCGUAUUAAGGAAUCCGUCGAUGCUUGAAAGUACUCACGACUUGACCUCCCUUUCUUAUUUAAAUGAACCUGCCGUCUUACACGCCAUUAAGAGUCGAUAUUCGGAAGGAAAUAUUUAUACUUAUUCAGGUAUUGUGUUGAUUGCAACUAAUCCAUUCGACAAAGUUGACGAAUUAUAUUCACAAGAGAUGAUAUUGAAAUAUGCAAGGACCAAACAUAGGGAUCAGUUAGAACCUCAUAUUUUCGCCAUUGCAGGAGAAGCUUAUACACGUAUGAUCAAUGAUGGAGAAAAUCAAACUAUUGUUGUCAGUGGUGAGUCUGGUGCAGGGAAGACUGUGUCUGCAAAAUAUAUAAUGAGAUAUUUUGCAUGUAUCGAACCUCAGAUAUCCCAUGAUGGAUUGGCUAGAGAACAAUCUAGUAUGACUGAGAUUGAGGAGAAGAUUUUAGCUACAAAUCCUAUCCUUGAGGCAUUUGGUAACGCUAAAACCACCAGAAAUGAUAAUUCUUCAAGGUUCGGUAAGUACCUUGAGAUUAUGUUUAGUGAAGAAUCUAGGAUUGUAGGUGCUAAAAUUAGAACUUACCUUUUAGAAAGAUCAAGAUUGGUGUUCCAACAAGAAUCUGAACGUAACUAUCAUAUUUUUUAUCAAAUGAUGGCAGGUCUUGAUUCGGAGACAAAGACUAGGUGGCAACUAUCUGAUGUCAAAGACUUCCACUAUAUGAAUCAGGGUUCUAAUGGGAAUGACUAUUCUAUAAAGGGUGUCGAUGAUAAAGUAGAUUUUCAAAAUACAAAGGAAGCAUUAGAGAAAAUUGGUAUAACGACUGAGAUGCAAACUGAUAUAUUCCAAAUAUUGGCCGCUCUAUUACAUAUUGGUAAUAUCAAAAUUACCAAGACAAGAAACGAUGCAACUUUGUCCUCAGAUGAAUCCAAUUUGAGUAUUGCCUGUCAGUUGCUAGGUAUCGAUAAUGUAGGUUUUGCUAAAUGGAUUAUCAAGAAACAAAUUAAUACACGUUCAGAAAAAAUUGUCUCAAAUUUAAAUUACUCACAAGCAAUCGUCACAAAGGAUUCUGUGGCUAAAUUUAUAUAUUCUGCAUUAUUUGAUAUGAUUGUCCAUAGGAUCAAUAUUACAUUAAGAAAUGGAAAUGGUGAAUCAGUUAAUGAGACUGUGAAAUCUUUUAUCGGUGUCCUAGACAUUUAUGGUUUUGAACAUUUCGAAAGGAAUUCUUUUGAACAAUUCUGUAUCAAUUAUGCUAAUGAAAAGCUACAACAAGAAUUCAAUCAGCAUGUAUUCAAAUUAGAACAAGAAGAGUACGUUCGUGAAAAAAUUGAGUGGUCAUUUAUUGAUUUUAAUGAUAACCAACCUUGCAUAGAUUUAAUUGAAAACAAACUCGGCAUUUUAUCCUUAUUAGAUGAAGAAUCUAGAUUACCUGCUGGUUCAGAUGAGACUUGGGCAGAAAAGUUGUAUCAAUGUUUAGAUAAACCUCCUACCAAUUCGGUCUUUAACAAACCACGAUUUGGUCAAACAAAAUUUGUCGUUCGUCACUAUGCUAACGAUGUCACAUACGAUGUCGAAGGGUUUAUAGAAAAAAAUAGAGAUACUGUGUCUGAUGGUCAAUUCGAAGUCUUACAGAAGACAACAAACAAUUCACUAAAGUUAAUCCUGGACCACUUGGUACAAAAACAAGAACAAAUAGCAGAACAAAAACAGGAAGAAGACAAAAUGCCAGGUGCUAUAUUUAGAAGGAAUACAAAGAAGAAACCAACAUUGGGAUCCAUGUUCAAGGCCUCUUUAGUAGAAUUAAUGAAAACAAUUGAAUCAACAAACGUUCAUUAUAUCAGAUGUAUCAAACCAAAUACGGAAAAGAAUGCAUGGGGCUUUGAUAAUUUACUAGUUCUGUCCCAAUUAAGAGCAUGCGGUAUUUUGGAGACAAUUAGAAUAUCUUGUGCUGGGUUUCCAUCCAGAUGGACCUUUAUGGAUUUUAUUGAAAGAUUUUAUAUACUUUCUUCUAUCGAGAAAUGGCUUCCAAUAACGAGUGAUGAAUCCGUUAACGAUGAAAGUAAGAUUACAUUUUCCAAAGAUUUACUAAAGGAAUUGAUAGAUGACGAAAUGAAUUACCAAGUUGGUACUACUAAAGUUUUCUUCAAAGCAGGAAUAUUGGCUCGUUUAGAAAAUGCAAGAACAAGAAAACUUGCUAAGGUCUGUACAGUGAUCCAAAAGAACAUUAGAGGAUUAAAUUGCAGAAGGGAUUAUUUAAAUACUGUAAAAUCUAUCAAUUAUUCUCAAGCUUGCGCAAGAGGUAAAAUAGUACGUGAUUUUGUUGACUUUGAGUUGAAGACUAGAGCCUCUAUCCUGAUUCAAUCUACCCUCAGAGGACGUAGACAAUUUCACUAUUACAUUAAUGUUUUGCAGAGUACCUUAAGGGUACAAUCGUCAGUGAGACAAAAAUUGGCAAAAUUAAAGGUUGAACAGAUUAGACAAGAACAAGCAAUUACAAAAAUACAAACCAAGAUCAGGUCAACAAUGACUCAAAGAUAUCACAUGUGUUUGAAGAAAAGUACGUUGACUAUACAGUGCCACAUUAGAAAAGCUCUUGCCCAAAAUAAGUUGACUAUUUUGAAACAGCAAUACAAUUCUACUAACUCUGAACAAACUAAAAUGGAAAGAGCCUUUACCGCAUUAAUGGAGAAGGUUCAUUUUGCAUUGAAACACGAUAGUGAACUAAUCAACCUUCUAACUGGAUAUGAAAAGAAUGGCUUAAAGGAUUUACUAACUUCGAUCCCUGAUUAUGAACAAACGAAUGAAGAUCUUGCAAUAAAAAACAAGGAAUUAGACGCUCAAGUAAUUAAGAUCCAAUCCUUAGUGACAGGAUACACCAAUUGGAAGGAAACGUUAAUGCAAGAAAUCAAACAAUUUAAACAACAAACUAGUUCUUGUACUGAAAAUUCCAACUUGAAUAAACAAUUAAACCAAAUGACUAAAGAAAUCGAUAACUUAAAAACUGUGUUAACUAAGGGGAACGCUUCGAGUAAGAGCCCAAAGAGAGAAGUUAUUGGCUUAGGAAUUGCAUCUCCUAUCGCCAAUUCUCCAAAGAUUGGAUUUAACGAAUUACAUGACUUAAGUACGAUGCUAAAUGAUUUGAAUAUUGUCAACCAGGAAAUCAGAAUCAUUCUACAGAACAUAGGUGAUCUUGUUCGUGACGAUGACGAAAUUUCGAAGUCACCAAUCCUAGCCAAUAUUACAAAUUCUGUCCUGGAAUCAUAUUUCAAAAUAGGAAAAUAUAAUGAUGCCAUCUCUUUUGUCAAAGAGAAUGUAAGUUCUAUAUUCGAAGUCUAUUCAACUUUUAGAAGGGAUGAUUUGGUAUCUUACGGUAUGUUUUGGGUCUCUAACAUUUAUCAUAUUUACGUAAACCUGACCUCCAUUAAACAAAAUGAAAACGGCAACAGAGCUAUGGCCAUCCACAAAAUAGAAGCCGAAUACAAGACUUUAUUGUCUCAUUGUUUUGAUAUCUGGUUAAAGAGAGUUAUGCAAGUGUUAGGCCACCAGUUCAUGCUAUCCAGAACUCUCCUCGGAUCUCCAUCGGUAACCGUAAACCAAGACACCCAAGGUGAGGGUGACAAGAAUCUUACCAAGAUAAUUGAUUAUUUGGAAAACAUUCGCAAGAAUAUCAACACGGGUGGCCUUCCUCAAGAAGUGGCUAGCACGAUAAUCUCCAACAUUUUAUCAUGUAUUGAUUAUACUUGUUUCAAUGACCUAUUGAACAAAUUCCAUAAUCUUUCCUGGAAAACCGGUGUAAGAAUAGAUCAAAAUAUCAAUGAAAUUAUUGAAUGGCGCGAAGCACAUCCCAUCCUUGGCGUUGUUGAAAAUGAGCCAUUGCCUUUGUUAAAACAAAUCUCUAAAUUAUUACAAUUAAGAAUUUCCAGUGUAUAUGACAUUAACUUCGUCAUCGAAGUUUGCCAUUCUCUAAAUGUCACACAAAUCCAAACUAUCUUAAAGAAAUACAAACCAACAGAAUAUGAGCCACAUAUGUCUUCUGAUGUUUUGAACUAUCUUUCUAACCUUAUUAAGAAAAUUGGAAGAGCUAAGGAAACCGUAACUUUCUCUGAGGAUACCAAGACACUACCAGAUCCCUUUAAAGUAUUCAAAGAGUUAUCUGUUCCACCCUCUCCUGUGGCUGCACAUGCUCUCUUCGAGAUCAUUGAUUUAGCCAAAGUUACUCCUGUCGUUCAUAAGAUUAUUACUAUUGCACAAUAA
Maudiozyma barnettii is the source of this 4494-nucleotide messenger RNA. RefSeq lists its product as uncharacterized. Bases 1 to 4494 code for a protein of 1497 amino acids. Lineage: Eukaryota; Fungi; Ascomycota; Saccharomycetes; Saccharomycetales; Saccharomycetaceae. Gene Ontology annotation, molecular function: microfilament motor activity; actin filament binding; ATP binding. Gene Ontology annotation, cellular component: actin cytoskeleton; vesicle; myosin complex. The record is from RefSeq and is a predicted model, not a curated record. Gene Ontology annotation, biological process: vesicle transport along actin filament; actin filament organization. The transcript has a single exon.